AUGAAUGGGGAGAAUUACGGAAAAUUACUCCCGUAAAUACCUGAAGCUCUUGCCUGUUAUUAUAGGGCUCUUCUUCUUCUAUCAUUCGACUAAAGCGCACAGGAAUCUGGAACCCCAUUCACAUCAAAACUCUAUCUCCAAACUUUUCAAACACUCGAUCUCCUCCUCCCUUCACUUCUCUUCUCACUGAUUUUAGCAACCCAAGAAUUUCAGCUUAUCCUAAACACUCAAAUGGGGUUUAAGCAUAAAGCUCACUUCGAAUUCUUUCAUUUCAUAUUGCAUCAAUAAAACAGUCCAUAUAUCAUAUCAGUUAUGGAGUUCAAAGAAGGUCUGAUGAGAUUAGUAUUCCAGAAAUCCAAAGAAACCAAUAGCAUCUACGACGCCGGAGAUAGAUUAACGGAGAUAAUAACCAGUACUGCUCGGAGCCCAAGCCGGAGAUGGAAGCUCUUCCACAGAUCCUCAUCUGCAAUCCCAUCAAAGCCUUCAAAGCCUCAAAUCCCAAGAGAGUUCAUUUGCCCCAUUUCCGGGUCGUUAAUGUCCGACCCGGUCAUAGUCUCCUCGGGUCACACCUUCGAACGCGUCUGCGUCCAGCUCUGCAAAGCCCUAAACUUCACCCCUACUCUCGUGGACUCUCCCCCACCUGAUCUCACCUCCGUCAUCCCAAACCUCGCCUUGAAAACCACCAUCCUCAACUGGUGCCGAAAUUACAAUAUUCCCCCUCCCUCGCCGCCCGAUCCCGUCUCCGCCAAGAAGCUCGUCCGUAAGGCCAUGGCGUCCGGCGGCCUGAGAGUGUCCGUUUCCGACCACGAGUCGCUGAUACGCGGCGUGGAGGAGACGCCGAAGCUGAGCUUCAACCACGCCGCGACGGAGCUGACUCGCCGGAAAGCUCACUUCCACUCCAGCUCCGACGAGUCAAUCAGCGCGGCCGUGCUGUCUCUUCCCCCGCUGCAGUUCUCGACUCAGCCGAGCUGCUACUCGUCGCGGUCGUCUUCCUGUUCCGAAACCGAAACCCUAAUUCCGAACGAGGAAGAAGACGGAAUCUUGGCCGGGCUGAGAAGCAUCCACGUGUCGGAGAUCGAGGAGGCGCUGACGUCACUGAGGAAGAUCACACGGACGAGAGAGGACGCCCGGGCCCACAUCUGUAGCCCACGGCUUCUCUCGGCCCUGAGACCCCUCAUAGUUUCCAGGUACGCCAAUAUUCAGGUAAACUCAGUCGCGGCGUUGGUCAAUGUUUCUUUGGAAUUGUCAAACAAGAUCAAAAUCGUACGGUCCGGAAUUCUCCCGCCUUUAAUUGAUGUGCUGAAGGCGGGAUCACCCGAGGCGCAGGAGCAUGGUUGCGGGGUGGUCUUCAGUUUGGCGCUGGAUGACGACUGCAAGACGGCUAUAGGUGUACUGGGGGCUCUCCCGCCUUUGCUCCACUUGCUUAACUCGGAGAGUGAGCGGGCUCGGCUUGACUCGGCGCUAGGUUUGUAUCAUUUGACGUUGGUGCAAAGUAACCGGACCAAGUUAGUUAAGCUCGGGGCGGUUCCGGUUCUUUUGAGGAUGGUGAGGUCGGGGCACAUGGCGGGUCGGGUGUUGCUCACAUUGUGUAAUUUGAGUUCGUGUGUGGACGGGCGGGCGGCGAUGUUGGAUUCGGGUGGGGUGGAGUGUUUGGUGGGGGUGUUGAGGAGGAAGGAGUAUGAUUCCCGGUCGAUUCAGGAAAGUUGUGUGGCUGCAUUGUAUGGGUUGAGUCAUGGGGGCUUGAGGUUUAAGGGGUUGGCGAAGGCGGCGGGGGCGGUGGAGGUGUUGAGGGAGGUGGAGAAGAGUGGGAGUGAGAGAGGGAGGGAAAAGGCGAGGAGGAUGUUGGAGAUGAUGAGAGGGAGGGAGAAGGAGGAAGAGGAGGAGGUGGAUUGGGAGGAGUUGCUUGACUCGGGGUUGGGAAGUCGAAGUAGGUUUCAGCCAGGUGGUGGUGGUCUAUUGAGCGGGUCUUCCGAGUUUUGAGUACAUAACUGGAGAGUAUUCUUGAGGUAAAUUUUUCAACAUUAUUGGUUUUGAUAGUUUUGCGAUUGUUGUGAUUUGAAAUACAGAAGUUAUUUCGUGAUUUUGUGGCUUGAACCGACAAGUUC
Molecule: messenger RNA, 2105 nt
Organism: Argentina anserina (silverweed cinquefoil)
Lineage: Eukaryota; Viridiplantae; Streptophyta; Magnoliopsida; Rosales; Rosaceae
Product: U-box domain-containing protein 40
Exons: 1
Coding region: 313-1980 (555 amino acids)
Biological process (GO): protein ubiquitination
Molecular function (GO): protein binding; ubiquitin-protein transferase activity
Source: RefSeq, a predicted model, not a curated record